AUGCCACCACCUUCACCCUCCCCGCCACUCAGCUACACAAUACCCCCUUCUCUCAACGCCUUCUCCUCCAAGCCAGCCGAGUUCAGAGCAACUCACCCUCCAAUCCAACAUCUCAUCGCCGGCGCCCUCGUCACCAACCCCGAAGGACAAGUUCUUCUUCUCCGCCGCGCAGCCCAUGACUCAUGGCCUCUGCUAUGGGAAGUCCCUGGCGGCUGCGUCGACGACAUAGACGCUGAUCUCAUCGCCGGCGCUGUCCGCGAACUCUGGGAAGAAGCGGGUCUGCGCGCCAACAAAGUGAAAGGCGUUGUAGGCAUAGUACCUAUCGCGGAACCUAUGCCUGACGAUCCACUGGAGAAGGACCUCGAAGUGCUUUACGACAUGCUCGUUUUUCGAGCUAAUGAUGGGGUUUGGGGGAAGUUAACUAUUUGGGUGGAUGUGGAGAGCUGCGAGGAUGUCAAGAUUGAUGAGGAAGAGCAUGUUGAGUUUGCGUGGGUGACGGAGGAAGAAGCACUGCAGAACAGCUUCAAGGAUGGUAGGAAACUGGACUUUGUCAGUGAAGGUGUCAGGAGGAAUGUCCUCGAGGGCUUUCGUUUGUGGAAGCAGGAGAAUCAAUGA
Messenger RNA from Fusarium graminearum PH-1, 615 nucleotides. RefSeq lists its product as uncharacterized. Bases 1 to 615 code for a protein of 204 amino acids. The record is from RefSeq and is a predicted model, not a curated record. NCBI's taxonomy places the organism in Eukaryota, Fungi, Ascomycota, Sordariomycetes, Hypocreales, Nectriaceae. The transcript has a single exon.